AUGAUGCGGACGCAGUGUCUGCUGGGGCUGCGCACGUUCGUGGCCUUCGCCGCCAAGCUCUGGAGCUUCUUCAUUUACCUUUUGCGGAGGCAGAUCCGCACGGUAAUCCAGUACCAAACUGUUAGAUAUGAUAUCCUUCCUUUAUCUCUCGUGUCCCGGAAUCGGCUAGGCCAGGUGAAGAGGAAAAUCCUGGUAUUGGAUCUGGAUGAGACACUUAUUCACUCCCACCAUGAUGGGGUUCUGAGGCCCACAGUUCGGCCUGGAACACCUCCUGACUUCAUCCUCAAGGUGGUAAUAGACAAACAUCCAGUCCGAUUUUUUGUACAUAAGAGGCCUCAUGUGGAUUUCUUCUUAGAAGUGGUGAGCCAAUGGUACGAGCUGGUGGUGUUCACAGCAAGCAUGGAGAUUUACGGCUCUGCUGUGGCAGACAAACUGGACAACAGCAGAAGCAUUCUUAAGAGGAGAUACUAUAGACAGCACUGCACUUUGGAGUUGGGCAGCUACAUUAAGGACCUCUCUGUGGUCCACAGUGACCUCUCCAGCAUUGUGAUCCUGGAUAACUCCCCAGGGGCUUACAGGAGCCAUCCAGACAACGCCAUCCCCAUCAAGUCCUGGUUCAGUGAUCCCAGUGACACGGCUCUUCUUAACCUGCUCCCCAUGCUGGAUGCCCUCAGGUUCACCGCUGAUGUUCGGUCUGUGCUGAGUCGAAACCUUCACCAACAUAGGCUCUGGUGACAGCUGCUCCCCCUCCACCCAUGUUGGGGUGGGGGGGAGAGG
Molecule: messenger RNA, 777 nt
Organism: Chrysochloris asiatica (Cape golden mole)
Lineage: Eukaryota; Metazoa; Chordata; Mammalia; Afrosoricida; Chrysochloridae
Gene: CTDNEP1
Product: CTD nuclear envelope phosphatase 1
Exons: 8
Coding region: 1-735 (244 amino acids)
Molecular function (GO): protein serine/threonine phosphatase activity
Source: RefSeq, a predicted model, not a curated record